This is a messenger RNA of Aphanomyces invadans, 2905 nucleotides long. RefSeq lists its product as hypothetical. Gene Ontology annotation, molecular function: ATP binding; microtubule binding; microtubule motor activity. Bases 1 to 2859 code for a protein of 952 amino acids. Gene Ontology annotation, biological process: mitotic spindle organization; microtubule-based movement. The record is from RefSeq and is a predicted model, not a curated record. The transcript is spliced from 2 exons. Lineage: Eukaryota; Oomycota; Saprolegniomycetes; Saprolegniales; Verrucalvaceae.
AUGAGUACGGUGAGCGGAAGGUAUGGGUCAAACUUUAAAGUUGUCAUCCGCGUCCGCCCGCCACUGCCUCGCGAACUUCAAGGCGACAAACCGUUCCAAAACGUUGUGUCAGUUGAUUCCUCAGGCCAUUACUUGACCGUGUCCGACAGUAGCCACCAUUCAUCUUCCAGCGAAGAUCAGCAAAGCAAUGGCAGCUCGUCGUCGUCGUACUCCAACCACUCGUUUUCGUUCGAUCACGUUUACGAUCAGCACAGCACCCAGCGCGCUGUGUACGAAAACACUGCCAAGGCUGUCGUCGAGUCAUCGCUCGAAGGAUACAAUGCGACCAUUUUUGCUUAUGGCCAAACUGGCACAGGAAAAACGUACACAAUGGAGGGCUUCAACAGCAGUGGCGGUUCCCUCGAAGACCGCGGUAUCAUUCCUCGAGCCAUCGAGCAAAUUUUCAUGCAUAUCCAAGCCAAUAUGAGUGCCCGUAUGCGCUUUCUUGUACGUGCAAGCUAUCUACAGAUCUACAACGAGUCCAUUUCCGACUUGCUCAAGCCCGAACGAAACAAUUUGACGAUUAGAGAAGACAAGAAACGGGGCGUGUUCGUUGAGGGCUUGUCCGAAUGGGUCGUACGGUCCCCUGAAGAAAUUUACGGACUCAUGGAACGCGGCGGAGCCAUGCGUGCAACGGGAAGCACCAAAAUGAACGAAAUCUCUUCAAGGUCCCACGCUGUGUUUAUCAUCAUCGCUGAGCAGAGCCAAACGACGUACGUGGACACAGCUGGAAAGGAGAUCCCUCCUGAAGAAUUCACUGCUCUCGUCAACACGCAAGCCCGGGAUCGAUCGAAACUGGAGUCUCUUGUCCGACAAAGUUUUAAGGUCGGGAAGCUCAACUUAGUCGAUCUAGCGGGGUCAGAACGUGUUCGACUGUCUGGUGCAACGGGGCAGCGCCUUGAAGAAAGCAAGAAGAUUAACCAGUCGCUAUCGGCACUUGGGAACGUAAUUGCUGCGCUCACUGACACACGGGGACGGCAACACAUUCCUUAUCGCGACUCGAAACUCACACGUAUUUUGGAAGACUCGUUGGGCGGGAAUUGCAAAACUACCAUGAUGGCAAUGAUCUCGCCUGCCCUUGAAGCAAUCGUGGAGAGUUUGUCAACUUUGAAGUUCGCCAAUCGUGCGAAAAACAUCAAGAAUGAAGCCCGUGUGAAUGAAGAUUUGGAUCAAAAGUCGCUCUUGCGCAAGUAUGAGCGCGAAUUGAAGCGGCUGCGGGCUGAACUCGAGGAAAAAAAUCGAAACGUCGUGGAUAAACGUCGGUUGUUAGAGCUCGAUGAGCAGCGACGUCGUGCGGAAGAAGACAAGAUGGCUGCCAUUCGCGCUCUGGAGCAAAGAAGCUUGGAGUUUAUGCUGGAAAAGGAAGAGAAGAAAAAGCUCGAGCAGCGAAUUAUCAUGCUCACAUCGCAGAUGCUUAUGAGCCACGGAAAGCAAAAGGGGGCGAACGACGAUGGCAGCAGUAAUGGUGGCAAUGGCGACGGUGGCGAAAAUGAGUUCUCGACCGAGGACCCACAAUUCCGUAUCGCUCUCAAGGAGCAACAGGACCGCAUUCGAAAAGAAUACGAAUGUCGCCUCGCUGACUUAGAAAAAGAGCGGGAAACCAUUGAAGAGGAAAAGGCACAAGUCGACCGGUACAAGCAAUUGCUGCUGAAACAGCGAGAUAUUAUGAUUGCGCUCACCCAGCGAUUGAAUGAACGAGACGAACAAAUUAUGGCUCUUCAGGACGAAUUGGACGCUUACGACCGCCACCAAAAAUCACUCGAGGAAAAGCUCGACGAGAAAACUGCUCAGUUGAUUCAUCUCCAGCGCGUGACCAUGGAACACAAUGCAACGUCCCCUAACAAGAACGCUGAGUUGAUCCGUGCGUUGGGUGAUUGGGGAUUCAAGCAAACUCAACAGCAGCGACAAAGCCACCCUUCGCUCGACCCAAACGGCAUGCUCCCUGCUCAUCUUCUCACAAGCCAUAAACAGUUUCUGCCCCACGAGCCGUUGUACAACAACAACCAGCUGACGAAAACUCCCCCAAAGGGACUUUUGUUGUCUGCCGAUGAAAAGAUUCAAGAGCUACAAGAAGUAUUAGCGACCCAAGGCCAAGAACUCGGAAGGGUCACGAAAGAACUGGACGAAGUCCGUGCGGAUAAAGUGAGCGUCGAGUACGUCAUGCGCGAGCGCCUUGAAAAGUUGGUGCAAGCCGAGUUGGAGGCUCGCUUACGUGAGCAUGAUCAAGCAGCAUUGACCAAAUACCAAAACCGAAUCAACGAGCUCGAGGUAGCGCACGGAACGGCGGCUAAACUUUGCGGUGCGGGACGAUGGGCUGUUCGAUCUCCGAAAAAUACUCACAAUCUCUGGAUUGUAGGAGAUCUUCAAGGGCGUUGCGACACUCUCACGAAAGAACGCAAAGCAGUUCAAACGAUCAUGGAGCAAAAGAUCAAGGCGCUUGUGGAUGCAAUCGCUCGUGCGAGUGAUGCCACCUUGGAAACAGUCGGCGGGGUAGAUCAAAUCGGAGAACCUGCCAAAUGGCUGUGCCGCGAAGUCAAUGCACUACAACGGCUAGUAAAUGCGUCAAUCGUGGCACUUCGGAACGCCAACACCGACAAAGCCACUGGCUCUACGCCACCUCCGACCAUCGACAAGCAGCCGUCUGGUGCUCGUGUCGGCUAUUCUGACUUUCCUCCCCAACAACAAUCGCCGCAGCAACUCGACACAAGCAAGAAACCUGCGCUGUCAUCGUACGUGACUGGGGGGCUAUCUGUCGAGGAACUGAUUCAGAAGCGACGGCAGCAAAUGCAGCGUGAAAAGCAACAGCGCCAACAUGGCUGACGUCCGCUCGCCACUUAAUUGCACCAAUGUUACAGCAAAAGAGGUG